Molecule: messenger RNA, 14498 nt
Organism: Mercenaria mercenaria
Lineage: Eukaryota; Metazoa; Mollusca; Bivalvia; Venerida; Veneridae
Product: cytoplasmic dynein 2 heavy chain 1-like
Exons: 78
Coding region: 1-12675 (4224 amino acids)
Biological process (GO): microtubule-based movement
Cellular component (GO): dynein complex
Molecular function (GO): dynein light intermediate chain binding; dynein intermediate chain binding; ATP binding
Source: RefSeq, a predicted model, not a curated record
AUGAGGAAAGAUGUAUAUGCUCCACUGCUGUGUGAAGAUGGAAAGUGGAGCAAGAACAUAGACCCAAAACUACAAAGUCUCCUUGGAGAGUUGGAGGCAGGGCUCGGAAGUGCCCUCAGGAAACAGGACCCCACAUUCAGGGGUAGAGAUGGAGGGGAGGAAAACUUAGGAAGUAUUCUAACCCCAGUCGAUGAGUUUGAUUACUGGGCAGACAAUGCACGUGUGGGUAAGGGUGAUGCCAGGGAGAGGGCUGAACACUUUGUUGAAUUGUUCAAACCUAUAUCGAAGGACUAUGGAGGUCUGGACGCCAUGUCUUUACAAGAUGCUAUGGAGAUAGUAGAUAUCACACAAGAUACGCUGGAUGAUGUGUGGAGACAGACUGAGUUUGAUGUGUAUCCAGAAAAUAGGAUGAGACACCUUAUGGAAUGUAUAGCUGGGUCCCUUGGGCGUUAUGUGCAAAGGAAGUUGUCGGAAGAAAAUCUUUGGUCUGGGCAGUUUGGUACUAUCAAGGAGGCGUUGCGCUCAGGGCAGCUGAUCUGUGAACGCUGGAUAGCAUCAUGUGAGACACUGACAACUCAGUUUUGGAAGAGAUUCAAUUUCCACCCAUGGAAGGGAGAGAAAUGUUCCCCGGAAGGUCUGAAGAAACUUGGUGCCAGAAUAGAGGAGAUUCUCGAGUUACGUAUUGUACAUGACCAGCAGCUGAGGUUGAUGACGUCCCAGGAACAGAAAGAAUUGAGAGUAGAUGAUGCUUUUGCGCCAUUUAUGGGCCUCAAUCCUCUGCAGUACAACCCCUAUACUGCCCCACUGUGGGCGGCGGCUGUCAGUCAGUAUGAGAGAAGUAUGGCACCAGCUGAACAGAAAACGGUUGCCAAACUCAGGGGUCAAUUUAGACAACUUGAGGGGAAUCCCCAGCAAUUGCUGAGAGAAUUCCAGAGAUAUAAAUCCCUCAUCAAGAGACCAGGUAUCAGUAAAGAAAUGGUUGGAGAGAGAGAGACAUUGCUUGGCCAGCUGACUGUACAUCAGAAGUCAUUGCAACAGAACUUCAGUGACGCCAGUGGUGGGAGAGCACCCAAGGGAAAGAACUUGCCUGAGUUUGUCAACACCAUUGUGUAUGUGAGGCAGAUAGAAGCAAAGCUAGAAGAGAACAUAAAAACUGCAGAAAGUUUACUCAGUGAUCUGAGUGGAUUCCAGAGAUUUAGAAAGGAUGCUACUGAGUUCCUUGAUGAGAUGGUCAAUUGGAGACAGGAGGCUUUUGAUGAGUGGUCACGUGACAUACAGGCGCUCAUUGAUGACACGAAAAAACCUCUUAGUUUGGAGACAAAUGGUAGACUGAUGGAGUUGGACACAAAGAGUGGAGAAUUGCGAGUGAACUAUGGUGACAGACUGGUCACACUGAUGAGGGAAGUGAGGCAGUUAUCUGCCCUUGGUUUUGCUGUUCCUGCCAAGAUACAACAUGUUGCAUCCACAGCACAGAAAUUCUACAGGCACGGAUGCAUUCUGAAGCAGGUUGCUCAUUUCUAUAACACGAUUGAUCAGCAGAUGAUUCCCAGUCAGAAAACAAUGAUGUUAGAGGCUGCCUUACAGUUUGAGAAACUGGCAAAAAAUCCCAAAACUGGAGCUAAGGUAAAAGGAGAGGAUGUGUUGGUGACGUGGGACAACCCAGAGGAGUUAGAGAUCUACAUCAGGAAGCUGCAAACCGCAGCAGAGAAACUUACAACAAUGAACAGAAAACUCCGGAAAUCUCACUUUGAUAUAAAUGACAAGGUUCAGCAGUUGAUGAGUGUAGACUUGUUGAGACAGGACAAGAAGUGGAAGGAGAUAUUGACAGACAUUAGAUACUCUAUGACUGAAAUCACAGCAAAGCAAAACAUCCCUCCAGAGCACAUGGCUCCAUGGAAAUCUCACUGGGACAGACAGCUGUACAAGGCCCUGGAGUUCCAGUAUAAGAUGGGGCUUGAAUCCCUCAAUGAAAACCUGCCUGAGAUCAGAGUGGAUCUUACAUACAGUAAGAACAAGCGUAGUAGAAGUUUCUUUAGCAAAAGACAAAGACAUCUACAGUUCAACCCAGCGUUCGAAGAGGUGAAGGCUAAAUACUUCCGUGAGUUGAAGAAAUUUAUUGGGAUCCCAAAUGUGUUCCGAGGUGUAGGGGAUGGGACUGAGAAGACGAUAUUCCCGGCAAUCAUUGAUAGAAAUGCCCAGGGAUUUUUUGGCUGUUACCAGAAAGGAGAGGCUCUCUUCACCAGACUGAGUGGUAUCCUGGAACAGUUCAAGGAGUGGGUUGUUCUCGGGUCAAUAGACCUGGAUGAUUUUAUUGACGAGAAUCUUAAAGAACUGUCUGACUGGGAGAAGAACUUCAAGGCUCUCAAAAUGCGAGGCAAGAAUGCUGAAAAAUUGCCAAAUGAGAUCAAGGUUGACUGUAUCACGGUGAACACGAUGCCAGUGAAGGCUGUGAUUGAUGACCACAUACAGAGAUUGUUUGAUUCGUUGAUGAACUCGCUGAGGAAGGCAAUCACCAAGGAGGUGACAGAGAUAGAGACAUUCCUCAACAUGUCAAUGGAGACACUCUCCAAACGCCCACAGACCACAGAGGAGAUUGGCGAGGCUAAUGCCAAACAUGCUGAAUUUGCCAAGACCAAGAAACAGAUCAAACCAUUGUUUGACAAAGCUGAAGCAAAGAACAAGCUGCUACGUACAGUAGCUGGUGGUGGUGUGGACUCCCUGAACCACCUGUUAGCAAGAUGGGACAAGUUUGAGCUCAUGAUGGAAAGUCAUCAACUCAUGGUCAAAGAACAGGUUGAAGUAAUGAAAGGUAAUGUAGACUCCAGGGUGAAGGCCUUCAAGCAGGACAUGGAAAAGUUUGCUGCCCGUUGGCACCAGUUGAAGCCAGGUGAUGAUGCCCUCGAGGGUGACAAAGAGAAGACCAAGCAAGCUAUACAGAUCAUCAAAGAGAAAAGACAAGAAUUCCAGGAACUGGAAGAAAACAGGAAGAAAAUUGUCACUGAUCUGGAACAUUUUGACAUGGCAAUUCCAAACUUUGACAUGGCAGAUGAGAUCAGCAAGGAUCUAUCAGAGUUUGAGGCAAUGUGGUUCUUACUAGAAGAGUUUAACAGUGGGCUACAGGAACUAGCUAAGGAGGACUGGAUCUCAUUUAGAAGCAAGACGUACAUGUUUGAAGAGUUCCUCAGUGGGUGGUACGAGAAGUUGAAGGAAAGAGAGGCCACCACUAUGACUGUGAGGCUUCACAAGGACAUUGAAACAUACAAGAAUGUGAUGCCAGUGUUGAAAUGGGUGCGAGGAGAACCGUUGUCUCAGGACCACUGGUUGGAGUUGUUCCGAAUGUUGAAGAUGCCACGUGGCACCACCCUGGAGAAGCUUACAUUUGGACAUGUCCUCAAUGCCAGUGACAAUAUUAUAGCUAAUGCUGAUGCCCUCAAGGAAUUGAACCAGAGAGCCCAGGGUGAGGUGACUAUCAGGGAGGCCAUCCGGGAACUUGACCUGUGGGGAGCAGCAGCCCAGUUCACAUUGACAGAGUACGAGGACAGUAACAAGAAUGUGAUACAUCUAAUCAAAGACUGGAAAGAUCUUGUUAACCAGGUGGGAGACAACCAGAGUCUGCUGCAGUCUCUGAAGGAUUCCCCUUACUACAAGAGCUUCGAGGACAAGGCCUCGGUGUGGGAACAAAGACUGGCUGACCUGGAUGAGUACCUGCACAAUCUCAACCAGAUCCAGAGAAAGUGGGUUUACCUUGAACCUAUCUUUGGACGUGGAGCUCUCCCCAAGGAGCAAGGAAGAUUUAAGAGAGUGGAUGAUGAUUACAGAGCCAUUAUGAAGGAUGUUAGACGAGACAACAGAGUUCUGUCCCUUGUCAACAAGGCUGGCCUCAGAAACCAGCUGACCACUAUGUUAGAUCAGCUACAGAGAUGCCAGAAAUCACUCAAUGAAUUCCUCGAGGAGAAGAGAUCACUGUUCCCCAGAUUCUACUUCAUCGGAGAUGAUGACUUGUUGGAGAUCCUUGGACAGUCAACAAACCCUAAUGUUAUCCAGACCCAUCUGAAGAAGUUGUUUGCCGGAAUACACAGUGUCAACUUUGAUGACAACUGUAAACAUAUCGUAGCUAUGAAAUCACUACAAGGUGAGGUUGUUCCACUGAAGAGGAAAGUACAGAUUGUGCCAGAGGUUGAGUCCUGGUUGGGAAGACUGUCUGAGGAGAUGAAGGACACACUGAAGGAACUGUUGAAUGAAUGUCUGAGAGACGCCAAACAGAGCAAGGGAGGACUAGACCCUAACAAAUAUCCUUCACAGAUUCUCUGUCUAGCUGAACAAAUCAGAUUCAGUGAGAACUGUGAAGCAGCUAUCAAACAAGGAAAUCUGAUGAACUUUGGCAGGGAGGUUGAAGGUCAGCUUGAGGGAUACACCAGUGUUGACCUUGGAGAGGUUGGCGCCGAUGAGGAGGCUCUGGUACUGGACCUGAAGCUUAAGGCACUGAUCCUAGACACGAUCCACAACAUGGACGUGAUACAUCAUCUUCUCAAAGCCAACAUCAAGAAUGCUGGCGAAUGGAUCUGGCAGAAACAACUCAGGUUCUAUAUGAGAAGAGACAAUAUCUGUAUCAUGAGGAUGGUGGAUGCAGAGUUUGAGUAUACAUAUGAGUACCAGGGGAAUGCACAGAAACUUGUGCAUACUCCACUCACGGACAAAUGUUACCUCACACUUACACAAGGUAUGCAUAUGGGUCUGGGCGGUAACCCUUACGGACCUGCUGGUACAGGAAAGACUGAGUCUGUGAAAGCCCUUGGUGGACUGUUUGGUAGACAAGUGUUGGUCUUCAACUGUGAUGAGGGUAUAGAUGUGAAGUCUAUGGGUCGUAUCUUCAUUGGUCUGGUGAAAUGUGGUGCCUGGGGAUGUUUUGAUGAGUUUAACAGGUUAGAGGAGGCCGUGCUGUCAGCAGUAUCCAUGCAGAUCCAGGUCAUUCAGGAUGCCAUCAAGAACAGACUUCCUCAUGCCGAACUGCUUGGCAGAAAUGUGAACAUUGAUCACAACUCUGGUAUCUUCAUCACAAUGAACCCAGCGGGUAAAGGUUAUGGAGGUAGACAGAAGUUGCCGGACAACUUGAAACAGCUGUUCCGUCCUGUGGCCAUGUCUAAACCUGACAACGAACAGAUUGGUGAGGUCAUCCUGUUCUCUGAGGGCUUUAAACAGGCCAAGAGUUUGGGUCGUAAAUUGGUGGCCAUCUUCAACCUAUCUAGAGAGUUGUUAUCACCCCAGCAGCACUAUGACUGGGGAUUGAGAGCCCUGAAAACUGUACUACGAGGAUGUGGAAACCUGCUACAGAUGAAGAAAAAAGCAGAAUCUGGGAAGAUAGAUGGUGGUAUGGAAGCCAAACUGGUUGUGCAGGCACUGAGGAUCAACACCAUCUCCAAACUGACUUUCUCAGACAGUGUCAGGUUUGAUGCUCUGGUGAGGGAUGUGUUCCCCAACAUAGAAUUUAAGGACAUAGAGUAUGAGACCCUGGCAGAAGCAAUAAGAACGGUUUGCAAGGAAACAAAUCUGGUAGCCAAUGAAAUGCAGAUCAAGAAAGCACUAGAACUGUAUGAACAGCUUAGACAGAGGACUGGUGUGGUGGUAGUUGGUCCUAGUGGCUCUGGCAAGUCCACCUUGUGGCGCAUUUUAAGGCUUGGACUUCACAAACUGAACAAGACGGUAAAGCACUAUACCAUGAAUCCCAAGGCAAUGCCGAGGACCCAGUUGCUAGGUCAGAUUGACAUGGAUACGAGAGAAUGGACUGAUGGUGUACUGACUUACAGUGCUAGACAGGUGGUGAAAGAACCUCAGGAGGUUCAGUCUUGGAUUAUUUGUGAUGGAGACAUCGAUCCCGAAUGGAUUGAGUCCCUGAACUCUGUCCUUGAUGACAACCGUCUUCUCACCAUGCCAUCGGGAGAGCGUAUCCAGUUUGGACCGAAUGUCAACUUCCUGUUUGAGACACACGAUCUGAGCUGCGCAUCCCCGGCUACAAUCUCCAGAAUGGGAAUGAUCUUCCUGAGUGAUGAGGAUACAGAUGUGAAGGCAUUGAUACAUUCAUGGAUCAGUGAGGUACCUGAGUCAGAGCAGCAAGUUUUGGCUGGUUAUAUUGAGGACUACUUCUACAAGGCGCUUGACUGGGUCCUUAAACAGAAUGACUUUGUUGUGGAGACAAGCCUGGUUGGUGUGGUACUCAAUGGACUGUCACAUCUCAGUCAUGUGCGUAACAAGUCACACUUUGCUAUCUGUCUCAUCAGAGGUCUGGGAGGAAACUUGAAUGAGGCUUCAAGGGAAAACUUCGCUAAAGAGGUAUUCCAUAUGUGUCAGGAAACGCCGCCCGACUCUCGGCGCCCACUGGACACCUACUAUGACGAGGACAUGGGUCGACUACAGACAUACAGCUUGGAGAUUCAAACUUUUGUUCGUGGGACAGCAGUUGACUUGUCACCUGACCACUUCAACAACAGUACCUCACUACCUGUUAUCAGGACUUCUGAUGUACAGAGAGCAAUGGACUUUUUCUCCCCAUGGCUGGCUCCAGACAACAAACAGCCCUUCAUACUGGUUGGACCUGAGGGAUGUGGAAAAGGGAUGAUGUUGAAGCAUUGCUUUGAACAGUUACGCUCCACCUCGGUGGCUGUUGUGCACUGUAGUGCUCAGACCAGCCCCACCCAUGUGCUGCAGAAACUCAGUCAGACGUGUAUGGUGCUCAACACCAAUACUGGGAGGGUGUACAGACCCAAGGAUUGUGAGAGACUGGUUCUAUACCUGAAGGAUAUCAACCUUCCUAAACCUGACAAAUGGGGAACCUGUCAGCUCAUUGCUUUCUUGCAACAGGUUGUGACAUACAAUGGUUUCUAUGACAGCAACUUAGAGUGGGUGGGGUUAGAAGGUGUACAAAUUGUUGCCAGUAUGAAUGCUGGAACAUCCCUGGGACGGCACAAACUGACACCGAGAUUCACAUCAGUUGUCAGGAUCUGCUGCAUUGGAUAUCCAGACAGAGAGCAGCUACAGUCUAUCUACAGUUCAUACCUGAAACCUAUCUUACACCGCCAGCUGUCCCGCCACCCGGUCUGGAGCAACAACUCCAAGAUACACGCCCUAGCAGGAUCUAUGGUACAACUGUAUGAUGAGCUGAAGUCAAGGUUCACUGUGGAUGACUACAGUCACUACCUGUUCACCCCUCGUGACCUUACAACCUGGGUGCUUAGUUUCCUUAGAUAUGACCUGACUGGUGGAGCCAAGGAAAACACCAGCGAUCAUGUGCUAGAGGUCUUUGCUUAUGAAGCUCGGAGAUUGUUCCGAGAUCGUAUUGUUGGACAGGAUGGGGAGAACAAGUUUGACAAUAUUCUCAUGAAUGUUGUCAGGGGUGAUUGGUCUGCAAACAUAUUUGAUGAUCUAGAAAAAGAAUUCUUUGUUACAUGGGGCGCGCGGAGAGAUUCAUCUGCUCCGUCUGCUGCUGGGGCACCUCUACCGCCUAGUGGGAAGCACCUGGGAAAACUGAAUGCUGAAGAUCUCAAAGCUAUCAUUGAGAAGGGAAUCAGAUUCUAUGAGCGAGAUAAUCGUGACCUAGACAUUUUGAUUUUCCAUGAGGUUUUGGACACCAUGGCCAGAGUAGAUCGUGUUCUUACCAAGCCUGGCGGCUCACUCUUGAUGGCAGGUCGCAGUGGUGUUGGACGUCGGACAGCCGUCUCCCUGGUAACACAUAUGCAUCAGAUGCAGCUGUUUACACCAAAAAUAUCAAGAGGAUAUGCCAUCAAACAUUUCAAAAAUGACCUCAAAACUGUGAUGCAACAAGCAGGAAUAGAUGGAGAGCAAGUUGUCUUGCUACUGGAGGAUCAUCAUUUUGUGGAUCCUACCUUCCUGGAGCUGGUCAACAGCCUUCUGUCUGCUGGAGAGGUACCGGGACUGUACACGCCGGAGGAGCUCGAACCCAUACUGAACCCACUGAGAGACAUGGCGUCAGAGGCAGGAUUUAGAGGCACCCUAAUCAACUUCUUUGCCCAGAGGAUCAAAGCCAACCUUCAUAUAGCACUGAUUAUGGACUGUACAAACAACAAGUUUAUUUUGAACUGUGAGAGUAACCCAGCUCUAUACAAGGAGUGUGCUGUACAAUGGAUGGAAGGCUGGAGUAGGGACAGCAUGAUCAAGAUCCCAUACAUGCUGCUAACCAAACCACCAAAGAUAGAAGGGGCAAGUAUUGGAGAGACAAAGCAACACAAACGUAAACUCUCCGGAGGGGAGGAGCUACUAAAGGGUUUUCUGCAUGUGCACGAAUCUGCUGCCCAAGCUAAUAUGGGGGCCACACCCAGAAGAUACAUUGCCUUCCUUAACACGUACCAGCAGGUGUAUAGUAACAAGAAAAGAGGCAUUGAGACCAGACAGCACCAUCUACAGGCUGGUGUUUCCAAGUUGAAUGAAGCUAAGCAGUUGGUAGAUGAGUUGAAGAGAAAGGCCGGUGAACAGAGUGUGCUUCUGGCAGAGAAACAGAAUGAAGCUGACCAGGCACUCUCACAUAUCACAGAGAGCAUGCAGAAUGCGAAUGAGCAGAAGAACGAGAUGGAAGUACUGAAACAGCAGGCAGCUGAGGAGAACAAGAUACUGGAUAAACGGAAGAGAGCUAUUGACAAGGAGCUUGCCGAAGUCGAACCUCUCGUGCAGGAAGCACGUAAAGCUGUCGGCAACAUCAAGACGGAAUCUCUGUCGGAGAUCAGGUCUCUCCGUGCUCCUCCGCCAGUUAUCAGGGAUAUUCUGGAGGGUGUUCUCAGACUCAUGGGAAUCUAUGAUACAUCCUGGGUUAGCAUGAAAAGUUUCCUGGCAAAGAGAGGAGUGAAGGAAGAGAUUCAGACGUUUGAUGCACGAGGUAUCAAUCCCAAAAUUAGAGAAGAUGUUGAAGUCCUAUUGAAGAAAAACAAGGACUCCUUUGACAGUAAGAGUGCAAGAAGGGCUUCUGUGGCAGCAGAACCUCUUGCUGCCUGGGUUAGAGCCAAUGUACAGUACUCCUAUGUCCUGGAGAAGAUUGAGCCACUGGAGAAGGAACAAAAUGACCUAAAGAAGAAUCUGCAUAAGGCUGAGUCAAGAAUGGAGAAGCUGAGUCGAGCCCUGGAUGAAGUAGACCAGAAGGUAGCUCAGUACAGACACAGGUUUGAGACCCUCACCAAGGAAGCGGCAGAGCUGAAGAUCAAACUGGACAAGGAGAAUGAGACUAUUAUAGCUGCAGAGACACUUGUCUCAAAACUUGAUGGAGAGUACACUCGCUGGAACAGUCAGGUGGGAGAGUUAGAUAUGGAGCUAAAGGAACUCCCUAAGAGGGUUUUGUUGGCAUCAGGGUUUGUGGCAUACCUGUCUCAGGCCUCUGAAGAUGUGCGCCACUCAUGCCUUACCAACUGGCGCGAAGCUCUGGGGAUCAAUGCUUUUGAGAUGAGACGCUUCUUGUGUACAGAGAGUGAGCAGCUUAUCUGGAAAGGUGAAGGUCUGCCCUCGGAUGACCUUUCAGUGGAAAAUGCCAUUGUCAUUCUGCAGAUUACCGACAUAUCUCCAGGGAGUACACUGAGACCGUUCCUGGUAGAUCCGUCAUCCAGGGCCACUGACUGGCUUAAAACUCAUCUGAAAGAAAGUAGACUUGAGGUCAUCAAUCAACAGGAUGCUAACUUCAGUACUGCACUAGAGCUUGCCGUGAGGUUUGGGAAGACAUUGAUUAUUCAGGAAGUUGAUGGUGUCGAGCCGGUACUGUAUCCUCUACUUCGAGGAGACCUAGUAUCACAAGGUCCACGACAUGUGGUACAGAUCGGGGAGAAGACCAUUGACUACAAUGAAGAGUUCCGUCUGUUCCUGACAACACGUAACCCUGCUCCCGAGAUACCGCCUGAUGCUGCAUCAGUCAUCACUGAAGUCAACUUCACUACAACUAAAGCUGGUCUUACAGGACAGCUCCUUGCUGCAACUAUCCAACAUGAGAAACCAGAGCUGGAGGAGAAGAAGACCUCACUUCUGAAACAGGAGGAAGAUCUAAAAAUAGAACUGGCAAAAUUGGAGGAAUCCCUCCUUGAGGAGCUGGCAAAUGCUAAAGGGAAUAUUUUGGAGAACAAGGAGUUGUUGGACUCUCUGAACAAGACAAAGGCCAGCAGUAUCACUAUAGCGGAUUCUCUGGCUGAGUCUGUCAGGCUUCAAACCUCGCUAGAUCAGGAACGGAACAUUUAUCUCCCCCUGGCUGAGAAUGGAAGUGCCUUGUACUUCGUGAUCAGUGAUCUGGCCAAGAUCAACAACAUGUACCGCUUCAGUCUGGCAGCAUUCCUGCGGCUGUUCCAGCGUGCCCUUGACACACGCCAGGAUGGUGGUGGAAUGGAUCACAGGAUCAAGAGUCUGGUAGCGCACCUGCAGCAGCUGGUGUAUGAGUACGUUUGUCGGUCACUGUUCAAGGCAGACAGGCUUAUGUUUGCAAUGCACAUGGUGCAUGGAAUGAAACCGGACAUGUUUGAAGAAAAUGAAUGGGAGACAUUUAAUGGUAUGCUGGUAGCAGAUGUGAAAUCCGACCCUUCAAAGAGCAUACCACACUGGGUAGAACCCGAGAGAGCUCAUGCUGUAGCAAAUCUCAAGUCUAACAUAGGAAAGCUGUACAAUGCUCUGGGCCUGGAGGAUGGAGGAACAUGGUCAAACUUUGCCAGGAGUAGCCAGUGCGAGCAGGAGAUUCCAUCGUCAAUAGAGAAAAGAAUCUCUCUGUUCCAACAAGUAUUAUUGGUGCAGGCCAUCAGACCAGACAGAUUGCAGAGUGCCAUGGGACUGUUCGCUUGCAGAGUUUUAGGCAUGCAAGAGUUGUCUCCUCCAUCUGUGAAUCUGAAGAAGCUGUAUGAACAUGAGACGCUGCCAGAGGAACCAAUACUGAUAGUUAUCUCCCCUGGUGCUGAUCCCUCACAGGAGUUAAAGGAACUGGCUGAUGAUACAGUUGGACAUGACAGAUAUCAUCAGGUUGCUAUGGGUCAAGGACAAUCGGAGAUUGCGAUGCAGUUGUUGCGUGAUUGUUCUCAAAAUGGAGAUUGGUUGUGUCUGAAAAAUCUCCAUCUUGUAACUGCCUGGCUUCCAUCUUUAGAGAAGGAGAUUAACACAUUGAAGCCUCACAAAGACUUCAGAUUAUGGAUGACUGCCGAGGUACAUCCGAAAUUUCCCACAAUUCUGCUUCAAUCCAGCUUGAAGAUCACUUAUGAGGCUCCUCCUGGAGUGAAGAGAAAUCUGCUGAGAACUUACGAAUCUUGGUCACCGGAGUAUGUAUCCAAGGGAGGUAAUAUUGUACGCUCACAAGCAUUAUUUGCCCUUGCCUGGUUCCAUGCAGUUUUACAGGAGAGAAGAAUGUAUAUACCACAGGGUUGGACAAAAUUCUACGAGUUUUCCCUGUCAGAUCUACGUGCUGGCGCUGACAUUAUUGAUAGACUUUGUAUUGGUUCUCAAGAGGUUCAGUGGCAGUUUAUCCAUGGUUUGUAUGAGUUGGCUAUAUAUGGAGGCAGGGUAGAUAAUCCAUUUGAUAUAAAUGUGAUGAAGGCCUAUGUGUUACAGUUCUUUGACCCAGCGACACUCUCCCAAGGAGCUAAAAAUAAACGUCUAGGACCUCUUAGACUGCCAACAUCUACUAACUAUAGGGAUUAUUUGGAAGUGAUCAGUGCUUUACCAGAGUUUGACAAGCCAUCGUAUUUUGGUUUGCCAGAGAAUAUAGAGCGCUCAGCUCAGCGUAUCAUCAGUAGUCAGGUUAUCUCCCAGCUCAAGGUUCUACAGCGUGCUGAUGUGAAAGCCAGCAAGUUCGAUAAGGAGAUUUGGGCAACAGAACUUGGACCAUUACUUACACAGUGGAAGAAACUUAACACUACAUUUUUGGAAGAUGUUUUGGAGCCUAUGGGUAUCAAUCUAAUUCAGACAAAGGUGGCGCCACCUGUUGAGAAGUCGGGCAGUGAGUCACCCAUAGUCUCGUUCAUACAGCUUGAACGUUAUAAUGCUAUUAAACUUGUGCAGAACGUCCAUCAAUCUCUAGCCUCUCUCAGUAAGGUUAUACGAGGAACUCAGCUACUUAGUAAAGAUGUACAGGACCUUGCUGCCGCCCUGUUAAAUCAAGAGACUCCCUUGAGUUGGCAAGCCAAGUGGGACGGACCAGAGGAUCCAGUACAAUACCUGAGGGGUCUGGUUUCCCGUGCUGUAGCUGUAAAUACCUGGGUUGAUAAGGCACAGAACAAUUCCCUGCUUCGUGAUACACUUGAUCUAUCAGAACUUUUCAGACCAGAUACAUUCCUUAAUGCUCUACGUCAGCAAACUGCCAGAGAGCUUGGCUGUUCUAUGGACAGUCUGAAGUUCUGCUGUAGCUGGAAGGGGUCUCUACAAGGGGCCAAAUUUAAUGUUAAGAUUGGAGGUCUACAGUUAGAAGGUUGUAGUUUUGAUGGAACAAGACUUUCCGAGAAUCAGCGUGACUCACCUAGUAUCUCUGGUAUACCGCCUUGCAUGGUGGCUUGGAUAAAGGAUGAUACACCUGACCCGUAUGGUGUGGACGAGACAAUUUCCAUUCCCAUCUACUACAGUGCCGAUAGAGAUCGUAUCAUCACUAAGCUUAAUGUACCCUGUGGUGGAAACAAGUCUCAGUGGGUACAGUGUGGAGCAGCUCUCUUCCUCAAGGCCCACUAGAGGUCAUCUCAACUAGGGGUCAAGGUCACUUACAUAGACAGAAUUACACAAGACUACUUAAACAUUGUCAAUAUAUAUACCCGUAUUUUAAAGAUACAGAUGAUAAAAAAGAUAGCCUUUCACACUGGACAGUGAGAAAAUCUAUAACAUAUAUUUUAGUACUGAAAGAGAUAUGGAAAGAGAUAACAUUGUACAAGGACUGUGUGGUUCCAGCUGACCUCUUAUUUGACAGUUGUUGACGAAUUGACUUGUUUUGUGUUGUUGCACUAAGUUUUACAUUCCAUCCACUUGGACUUCUGUUGUGUGUUAAUUAUCACUGUGAUAUUUCUUUUUUGUGCCCCCCCAUGAGUGGUGGGGGCAUAUAGAUUUGCUCUUGUCCGUGAGUCCGUCCGUGUGUCCGUGCGUCCGUCCGAAGUUCGUGACGCGCCUUUCUCAAAAGUAUUUGAUAUAAAUUGAUGAAACCUUGCAUAAGUCUUUAUCAUGAUAUGAACUUGCGCACCUUUUAUUUUUCGUCUGGCUCCGCCCCCUGAUUUUAGAGUUAUGGCCCCUGAAACAGUAAAAAAUGCACAUUUUCACCUUGUGACACGCCUAGCUCAAAAAGUAUUUGAUAUAGAUUCUUGAAACCUUGCAUGAGUCUUAAUCAUGAUAUGAACUUGCGCACCUCCUAUAUUUCAUCUGGGUCGGCCCCUUAUUUCUAGAGUUAUGGCCCCUGAAAUAGUCAAAAAUGCACAUUUUCACGUUUUGACGCCUAGCUCAAAAAGUAUUUGAUAUAAAUUGAUGAAACCUUGCAUGAGUCUUUAUCAUGAUAUGAACUUACGCACCUCCUAUUAUUCGUCUGGCUUCGCCCCCUAUUUUUAGAGUUAUGGCCCCUGAAAUAGUCGAAAAUGCACAUUUUCACCUUGUGACACGCCUAGCUAAAAAGGUUUUGAUAUAGAUUCAUGAAACCUUGCAUGAGUAAUAAUCAUGAUAUGAACUUGCGCAUCUCCUAUUUUCAGUCUGGGUCUGCACCCUAUUUCUAGAGUUAUGGCCCCUGAAAUUGUCAAAAAUGCACAUUUUCACGUUGUGACACGCCUAGCUCAAAAAGUAUUUGAUAUAAAUUGAUGAAACCUUGCAUGAGUCUUUAUCAUGAUAUGAACUUGCGCACCUACUAUUUUUCAUCUGGGUCUGCCCCCUAUUUCCAGAGUUAUGGCCCCUGAAAUAGUAAAAAAAUGCACAUUUUCACCUAAUUAUAUGCCUCACUCAGAAAGUAUUUAAUUUAAAUUAAUGAAACCUUGCUUAAGUCUUUAUCAUAAUGUGACCUUGCACACUUGGCAUUCUUCUUGAGAAUUUUAGCGUUUAUUACAGAGUGAUGGCCCUUGAAAUAGCCAAAAUAGUGGAUUUUUUGUUUGUCAUGCUCAUAGCUCAAAAUGUAUAUGGUAUAGAAUAAUGAAUCCUUUUCAUUAUUUUGUUUUGAGGCUAUAAGACUGCAAACAUUUGAAUUAUUUCCACUUAUUUGUGACAAAUGUACCAGUGGGGGCACACCCUGUGUCCUACAGACACAUUCUAGUUUUUCUCUGCGUCCAAAUUCAGCUUUAACGCUUUAACGAUAGAGUUUAAUUUAUAUAAUUAUAUUUAUAUACUUCAAAUGUAGAACUGUUACAGUUAUUUGUUUGUCUUUUUCUAUCAGACUGCUUGUAAAACUGAAUUUAAGGACCAGUCUUAGAAUGCAAGCUAGCCAUUGGUUAGUUUUAAAUCCGUUGUUAGAAACAACCAAUCAGUUGCUGAUGUUUUGAUACUGGUCAGCUUGUUAGCUUGCCUAUUUGAAAUUUUUGAAAUUUCAGAAA